CACUUCCUUAUUUACAAAACUGAAAAAACCUUGUCAAUUAGUCGCCAAAUGCGAAAACAAACUGCUCUGCUCUGAAAGAACGGGAAUCUUAAUUCACGGAAGUUCGUGGUAGUUUCAUUUCAGUCUUUUUGCAUCACCCAGAAGCCUCAUCAGACAGGAGCACCUGGGAAAAGAAGCCAUCGGGGACGACCUCGGAUAAAUAGACCUGGGAGACCCGUAGCUGCUGCAGAAGAGGCAUCGUCUUGAACUGAACCACUCUGUGUUAACACUUCUUCCAUCAUCUUCGUUCAAUACACUGGGUGACCCUAAAGCAAGAGCCCGUGCCAGCACAAGGGUGGUUUGGUCUAGUAAGAACCAACUUUGUCCUUCAAUCAUUCAGCAUGGACAUCCUUAGCCAGAUUCUGGGUCUUCUAUUCCUCAUGGUACUUCAGGCAGAAUCCAUGAGCUUGGGAUGUGACGAGGAAUCUUUGACAGAAAGAGGCCAUGAUGUGGAUUGGGUGGGAUAUGGCAGCAAUUUAGAAGCUCCUUCUCUAGAUCAGUCUUGGUCAGAGGACAACUGGAGUGAUACUUUGUAUAAUGACAAGGAAACAGUUCUAUUGGAGCCUGGUGAGACUGCAACCUUCUCCUUCACUUUUGGGGACCAACAAGCAUCGAAGUACGUGGAAUACAAGAUCUCCAAUGCUAGAACUCUUUCUUCUUCUUAUUCAUCUCUGGUGUUCAGCUGUGACAUGAAGUCUCUGUGGAAUUCGUCAGACUGCAGCAGUGGAGAAGUGACAGUUGGUUACGGACAGAAGACCUUAAGACUUUGCAAUGAGGAUCAUUCCCUGAAGGACGAGCAGGCCGGAGACUUUCUGAGGAUUUUGGCUGAGAAUAGACUUCCGUCUCAUCAUGGGAACAUCCACUGCAGAAUUUACGCUAGUUCCUGUGGCAAAAGGAACGCGAAGAGAAUUGUCUCAGGAACAGAGACGCUGCCCCACGAGUACCCCUGGCAAGUGGGAAUUGUGCUCGAAAAGGAGAAUGCCAGUGCCAUUUUGUGGAGGAUCCAUCAUUGGCCCUUAUCACAUCCUAACAGCUGCCCAUUGCAUCGACAUGCCUACCAUAAAACUCGGGCCAAGUUUCCUGCCACUGGCGGUUGUCGGGUUACACGACUACAGGAAGCCAUCAGCUGCAACUAAGUACCUCGACAUUGCUAAGAUGACACUUCACCCAGCAUAUGACAACGCGACCUUUGCUAAUGACAUUGCGAUUCUCGAAACGGAACAGCCAAUCCCCUUCGACAUCAAUAACAUUGUUUCGCCAAUCUGCCUUCCCGAAGACCCGAACAAUGAAUAC
This is a messenger RNA of Macrobrachium nipponense, 1332 nucleotides long. RefSeq names its product chymotrypsinogen A-like. Gene Ontology annotation, molecular function: serine-type endopeptidase activity. The record is from RefSeq and is a predicted model, not a curated record. The transcript is spliced from 9 exons. Gene Ontology annotation, biological process: proteolysis. NCBI's taxonomy places the organism in Eukaryota, Metazoa, Arthropoda, Malacostraca, Decapoda, Palaemonidae. The coding region runs from base 381 to 1175 and encodes 264 amino acids.